Molecule: messenger RNA, 6867 nt
Organism: Octopus sinensis (East Asian common octopus)
Lineage: Eukaryota; Metazoa; Mollusca; Cephalopoda; Octopoda; Octopodidae
Product: sushi, von Willebrand factor type A, EGF and pentraxin domain-containing protein 1-like
Exons: 13
Molecular function (GO): calcium ion binding
Source: RefSeq, a predicted model, not a curated record
AUGUAUGUAUGUAUUUAUGUCUUUGUAUGCACAUCUACAGCCCAAUGUCUGCCUGGAUCAAUCUCUCACGAUGGCCUGGAGUUCUGCGAGACGUGUCCUAUUGGUCAUUACCAGUCUGAAUAUGCACAGAAAAACUGUCUCCCCUGCCAGAAUGGAACGUCCACUCUCAGCCGUGGCAGCCGUCUUCAAGAAGAUUGCAAAGAUUUGUGUAAAGCUGGUCACGUGUCAGAAACUGGUCUCGAACCCUGCAUGCCAUGUCCCGUUGGCAGUUACCAGUCAGAAAUGGGGAAGAACGCUUGUUACCUGUGUCCCAAUAAAUCUCCCACGCCGAACGCGGCCUCCACCCGGAUUCAGGACUGUGCAGACUGGGAGUUUCAGGGUGAUUCCUUUUUUGGACAAACCCACCAAAGGCCCAAGAUCUCGACAAGUAUCUGCUUCGUGAAACCUUGCUUAAAUGGAGCGACGUGUCAACCAAGAGGUCACGGAUUUUUCUGCGAAUGUGCUCCUGGCUUCACAGGUUCCGUUUGCGGUGAAACGGUGGACAGUUGCCAAGCCAAGCCAUGCCUCAACAAUGGCUCUUGUACCAAUGACAACGGGACCUACAAAUGCACCUGUAAAAAGGGAUUCAGCGGUAAGAAAUGCGAAUUUGGUACGAAUGCCUGCCUUUCUACCCCGUGUCGUAAUGGAGGGAUAUGUGAAAACACUCUGUCAGGUUUCAAAUGUACCUGUUUCUCUGGAUUUGAAGGUGACACGUGCGAGAAUAACACCGACGAGUGUGCCAGCGACACGUGCCUAAACGGCGGCACGUGCAGGGACCUUCUACAUGACUACAAGUGCCAAUGCAGGUCUGGAUUUACAGGGAUCAACUGUGAGAUCAAAGUCGAUCAGUGCCAUGCGGCGCCCUGUCAGAACAACGGCACCUGUUUCGAUGACGAGGACGAUGACGGCUACAGGUGUCAGUGUGUGCCAGGUUUCACGGGAAAGAAAUGUGAACAGGAACUCAAUGAAUGCGCAUCGAACCCGUGUAAGAAUGCCGGAAGUUGUGAAGACAAGAUCAACGGUUUCGUCUGCCACUGUCAUUCCCAUUACACUGGGUUGAGCUGUGAAACAGAGGUCGACGGGAGCUACAGUCUGCAAUUUGAUGGACCCAGCACGAUGUCGUACACAGCGGUGAAGAUGCAGCGCCCCCUGUCGGCAUUCACGUUAACCUUCUGGAUGAAGACUAAGGACAAAACCAACUACGGAACCGUCGUCUCCUACGCAACGCCACUCGAUGCCAACGCACUUACAGUUACUGACUAUAACGAAUUUACCUUGUACAUCAAUGGUAAAAGUGUAACAACAGAUGUUGUUGCUAACGACGGUCUCUGGCAUCAUAUCGCAGUCACGUGGUCCAUAGUCGAUGGCAGCUGGGAGAUUUAUUUGGAUUCGGAGGUCAUUAACCAAGCAAAGAAUUUAUCCAAAGCUCAAAAAAUUGAAGGGAAUGGAUUGCUCGUGGUUGGCCAGGAACAAGACUCAAUGGGGGGCGGCUUUAAUUCCCGCGAAUCCUUCAUUGGAGAACUUGGUCAGAUAAACCUCUGGGACUACAAACUGGCCCCUACAAAAUUCAAAGCCAUGCUCACGAGUUGUGAAGAAUUCGGUAAUGUGGUGUCUUGGCCCUCAUUCCAGUCUGGUUUACGGGGUCGAGUGAAAAGUCUAUCGAGUACUUUUUGUUCAGACUGUAAACAGCCCCAGAAGGUAGUCCAGGGCAGUGUCCAAGUGGCCGGCAACACGACCGGUUCCAAUGCUCUCUAUUCGUGCAAUAUCGGCUACAAACUGAAAGGAGAAAAUGAUCGAGUUUGCCUUGCCACAAGCGACUGGAGUGGAGCCAAUCCGAAAUGUGAGAAGAUCCUCUGUGACAAACCAGAGUCGCCGGCCAACGGUGCUGUCAGUGGUACCCGCCACACCUUCGAUAACAGGAUCCGUUACAUCUGUAACCAUGGUUACCAACUGGUAGGAUCCAACAUGUCGUAUUGCAAUCUGAAUGGAUUAUGGAGUAACCCCACACCCAAGUGUUUAGAAAUCGUGUGUGACGCCCCUGUCGUCUCUAAACACACCCAGAUUUCCUCGACGAAGAAAGUUUACAAACCAAGGGACCAGAUAUCUUUUUUCUGUUCAAAGGGCUAUAGAAUCCUUACCGGUCACUCAUCAAUUACAUGUCAGCCGGAUGGCUCGUGGGACAAAAGUAUCCCUUCUUGUGACGAAACAUAUUGCAGCAAUAUACCCGAAAUACAGAAUGCUCAACCAGAAUCUAAGGUGAAAACUCGGUACUUCGUUGGUGACAAUUUAAAAUACAAGUGCGACUUUGGCUACAGGUUGGCCAACACAUCCUCUUCGUUUAGCACACUUGGGUCUGUCCGGUGUAUGCCCGGAGGUAAAUGGCAAUCCAACUUACCCAGUUGUGUGAUCAUCGAUUGUGGAAAACCACCGCAUGUCGAACAUGCUGUUGCCAAGUACAACAAAACUGAGUAUCUCCAAAUAGUUCGCUAUGUGUGUGAAUCUGGCUAUAAACUAUUGCCUCCCGAAUAUCUCGAGUGCUGGGAAGAGGGUGUAUGGUCAUCAGAGACACCUAAAUGUUUACCUGUCGUUUGCCAACCACCAGAGCGUGUCGACAAUGCAGAGACUCUGGUCAGUAACUAUACAUAUGGGAGCACACUUCUUUAUAAGUGCAAAACACAUUUCACUUUGAUCGGUAACCGAGAACGCAAGUGUUUGGAAAAUGCUACCUGGUCUGAUGUGUCACCAAUCUGUAAACCGAUUCUUUGUCCGAAGCCCAAACCAACUGAAAAUGGUUACGCAAUGUCCGGUGAUUACAAGUUUGGAUCCACUGCUGUUUAUCAAUGCUACGAGGGCUUUGAGAUUUUGACGACGCCCGAAGUUUUGUGUGGUAGCAACGGUACCUGGUUGAGUGAGCCACCUAAAUGCCAGGCAGUCAGUUGUCUAGAUCCCCCAACUAUAGAAAAUGGAUUUUAUAACAAAUCGUCGAGAGGUUACAAAGUGAAUGAUGUUGUCGAGUAUUUCUGCGAUGAAGGUUAUGUUUUAGCGGGAAGUGACGAAAUAAGAUGCAGUUCAAAUAAGUCUUGGAUUCUCGAGAUUCCUGUUUGCGUUCCGAUAAACUGCAGCGAACCUGAAGACAUUGAGAAUGGCGUCACUCAAGUGGAAGGUGUGGAAUUUGGAAACAUCGUCGAGUAUGUAUGCCUUACAAAUUACAAACUGGUCGGAGAAGCUCAGCGGAAGUGCCUGUCUAACGAAACAUGGGAAGGUGAGGUGCCUUAUUGCAAACCAUUGAGUUGCAGUGAACCUCCCAAAGUGGCCAACACAUCAAUCUCCUUCUCUACUGAUCUGAGAGUCGGUUCAACUGUAAAAUAUAAUUGUGAUAGCGGUUACCAUCAUAGGGGAGACCAGAUGAAAAUUUGCUUAAGUGACCUGACGUGGAGUGCUGCUAACAUCACAUGCGAACCGGUAUAUUGUAAAAUGCCUCCAAAUAUCGAACAUGGAUAUAGGAACUUCACAUCCAGAACCUAUCAGUCUGUUGUCAAUUAUGAGUGCAAUUCCGGUUUCAAGCUCACUGGAAGUAGUCAGCAAGUCUGUACUGAAAAUGGAACUUGGUCUGAUGAUGAACCUACAUGCAAAGCCAUCCUUUGUGAUUCUCCAUCGCAUUUUAUCUCAAAUGGUCGUAUGCACGGUGUGGAUUUUAGUUAUGGCGCUGUUGUCAACUACAGCUGUGAUUCUGGUUAUUUGUCCUCAGACAAAAUGAACCGUUCAUGUCAGGCAAAUGGAGAAUGGGACAGCCCGGUUCCUGUCUGCGAGAAAGUCAAGUGUCCAGUUCUGUCAGUGAAACGAGGACGUGUGUCAUCGUUUCGUAGAGACUAUGGUGCCAGUGUUUUUAUUAAUUGUUUUGUUGGUUAUUCCCUCGUCGGUAUUCCUCGUCGGACUUGUCUGACCAAUGGUUCAUGGAGUGGUGGUAACAAACCAUUUUGUGCUAAAAACUGUGGCUUUCUACCUCGCAUUGCCUAUGGUGCGGUGAGGACGAGAUCGAAAUUUGGACAAAAUGCUACCUACUCAUGUAUACCAACCUACGAAUUGGUGGGCAACGUGAAUCGUACUUGUCUACAGAAUGGACAGUGGUCAGGUAAAGCUCCAGUCUGUGAACGGAAACGCUGUCCUGCAGUGAUAAACAUUCUGUAUGCUACAGUGUCAAAAGUGUCUGCUGGUAGUAAGGUUUAUGCCGAGUAUCGAUGCCAACCCGGGUACGAAAUGAUUGGAAACAGUACUUUACAGUGCAUAAGCAAUUCUUGGGUGCCUGCCAAUCCACCCAAGUGUGUUAGACUUAGAUGUCCCGGGUUAGGGAAGCUGGAACACGGCAAAUUGCUAACCGUCGAGAGGUCAGUAGGAACAAGAGUUCAGUUCGAGUGUGAUGAGGGCUACAAAAUGAAAAAACGCACCUCAAUGUUCUGCACUGCGUCGCUCACUUGGAAAGGUUACAUGCCCGUGUGUGAGGCAAUGGGGUGCCUCUUGCCAGCAAGCAUUCCCAAUGGUUUUAUCAAUGAGCAGAGCAUAUCAAUCCAAGAACUUGUUCUUCAGACGAAAAAGUCGACAAAAACAGCAAAAUCAGCGGCUUCGUCAACUGCGUAUGAGGUUGACGAUGUCAUUACAUAUUCUUGCGAAUCAGAUUACAGAAUCGUCGGCACGUCAACACGAACCUGUCUGCCUGGAUUCGUUUGGUCUGGUGAAGAACCAAAAUGUGAACAGAUAAUGUGUGACAAAAUAAACAUUGUCAAUGGAUAUAUAUUCAAAACUUAUGAGCGCUACCCGGGGGCAAAACUGGUUUACAACUGCAACAGGGAUUAUCGAGCACGCGCCUCCUCCACCACAUUAAUAUGCUCCAAGGAAGGAAAAUGGACAGGAGAAGAACCAAUUUGUGAUCAAAAAACCUGCAAGAAUAUUACAGCACCGCCACAUGGGCGAUUCAGCUCGAACAAGAGGUCAAUUGGUGCUAAAGUGGAGCUUAUCUGUGACAAGGGUUUUGAGCCUCAUCCGAAUGUAUAUAUAUUUUGUCUGCCGACCGAGAGGUGGACCACAGACCAAGUGAAAUGUUCUAGGGUCUCUUGUAAAAGAGUAGCCUCUAUUGCUAAUGGCUAUAUUGUUGGCAAAAACUACAGCUACAAUGGUUCCAUAAAAUAUGAGUGCAGUUUUGGCUACAGACUUGUGGGAAACGCUGAACGUUUGUGCUUGGCAAACAAACAGUGGUCGGGCACCGACCCUAAGUGUGAAAAGAUCUCGUGCAAAGAUCCUCCUACAAUAGCCAACGCAUUUUAUACCCAUAUUAAGCGUUCGGAGAUCGAAUCCACAGACUCCUUGGAAGAUGUUAGGUACUAUUGUGAGGAGGGCUACGAUCUGAUCGGGGAUCCUAUCGUCACUUGUAAUGAAGAAGGACUCUGGGACGUUAACAACAUCACCUGUGUGCUAAUAGUAUGUCCUGAGAUCAAAACCUUGCAACACGGUUCAAUAUCAAGUAAUGGUCUACAACAAUACGUGCCUUACACCCAGUUGACCUUCUCCUGUGAUGUCGGCUACAUUCUCGUUGGUCAUUCAACACGAUUGUGCCUCUACAAUGGGUCCUGGGAUGGCACACUACCAAAAUGUGAUAAAAUUGUCUGCCCUCAACCUGAAGAAAUUCUUAACGGAUUCAUUAAACUUCCACCCGAACUAAAUUACGGUCAAUCAAUCACGUACACCUGCUCAGAGAACUAUAUACUCGAAGGAAGCGCUAUACGCAUGUGUCAAUCCAGUGGUCAAUGGACAAACAGUGCCCCGGUGUGUGUUUUAAAUAUUUGCCCCGAACCUAAGAAACCGGAAAACGGAAUUGUGAAAUACAAGAGUAUUACAGUAGGUUCCAAUGCAUUUUACUAUUGCAAGGAAGGUUAUAAUCUGAUAGGUCCACCAACAAUCACGUGUCUUGGUAGUAAAUUGUGGAGUUCAGAAACCCCCAUUUGUAAAGAAAUCGAAUGUGAGGUGCCUAGUGUGAAAAAUGGAAGAGCUGUAGUCAAGAAAAUAAAAGACCGACCGGAUAGAGCUGAAUACAAAUGUGACACUGGUUAUAAAUUAGAAAUUGAAGUUUCCUAUUCACAGGUGUGCAUCAAAGGAAGAUGGAGCGGAUUGGAUCCAAACUGUGUCCCAAUAGAAUGCCCUGAACCACCUCAGGUGAAAAAUGCUUUCAGCAAUGGAAGCUAUUUUAUUGUAAACGAUAUCGUACAAUACACAUGUGAUGAUGGUCACCGCAUGAUUGGGCAGUCGACCCUGAUAUGUGGGGUUAAUGGAACUUACAUUGGCAAAGUACCUGAGUGCAGGCCCUCAAUGUGCGGCCCACCACCUGUUAUACAGUAUGCCACCACUCUAACGACCACCUACAACGAUAAAAUGGUAUUCACCUGCAACGACGGUUACUACUUGAAGGGCAACUCUACGGCCUGGUGCCUUUCUAACAGGACCUGGUCCCCACUGAAAGGGGAAUGCGUUCCAAUCGACUGCGGAAAACCUCCCCAAAUCAGUCGAACUGAAGGUAUCGACUUACCCAAUGGAACGGCCUAUGGUGGUUUUGCCGAGUAUAAUUGUGAGGAGGGCUAUAUGUUGGGUGCAAAGAAAUCCUUAAAGUGCCAGUCGAAUGGCAGCUGGGAAGCCGCCAGUUCUUUGGAGUGCAUUCCAGUUGACUGCGGCCCUCCGCCGACUGAAGACAAUGUCAUAUAUACUGGGACCGCGUUCACGUUUACCAAACAUAUAUUCUAUAACUGCGAGAAGGGUUACAAACGCAAGGGGCCGUUCAUCUCG